This is a messenger RNA of Solanum tuberosum (potato), 771 nucleotides long. Its product is annotated as rapid alkalinization factor-like. Lineage: Eukaryota; Viridiplantae; Streptophyta; Magnoliopsida; Solanales; Solanaceae. Gene Ontology annotation, cellular component: plasmodesma. The record is from RefSeq and is a predicted model, not a curated record. Gene Ontology annotation, biological process: calcium-mediated signaling. The transcript has a single exon. Bases 90 to 494 code for a protein of 134 amino acids.
UAUAAAUUUACUCCACUCCCACUUUUCUCUCUCUUUAUCAAAAAUCUCCUCCUUUAAUUUUCUCCCAUCUUUCCAUAACCCAAACAAAAAUGGCGAAAGUGAAAUCUCUCUCUAUUAUGUUCAUCUCAUCCAUUUUCUUCAUCGUUAUAGUAGCGCUUUCAUCGCCGGCCGUUGCUGGUUCCGCUGCGGCAGUAGCAGCUAGUGGGUCCCACCAGCUGGGCUACUUUCCGAUGACAUUGUCUUCUUUUUCACCGAUCUGUGACGGUUCGAUUGGGGACUGUUUGGCUGAAGAAGACGAGGAUGAGUUCGGGAUGGAAUCGGAGAGCAGCCGGCGCAUGUUAGCAUACCGCCGGAGAUACAUUAGUUACGGUGCGCUUAGUAGUAACAGAGUGCCGUGUUCAAGGAGAGGAGCUUCAUACUACAAUUGCCGUCCCGGAGCUCAGGCGAACCCUUACCAACGUGGAUGCAGUGCCAUCACGCGCUGCCGUCAUUGAAAACCCUCUACACAGUAAAUUUCUCGAUUUACUGUAUUUUACAUUUUUUUUACCGGAGUGGUAAAAAAGUUAAAAAUUCUUUUUGAGCUUUGUGUGAUCUAUUUACUAUUAUUAUUAUUAUCGAGUAUGGUUACUUAUUAUUGAUGUAUUUGUGAAUUGUGGUAGAGAAACAUUCUUGUAGUUUUUUUUUGUAUGAUGAUGUUGUAAUAAUAUUUAAUUUAUCAUGCCGCUUACUAUAAUCUUUUACUAUUUAUUUGAAAUAAAUGAUGUUUUAGCA